AUGCUAAGAAUCGGGCCCUGGAGUAAAUUUGGUCUUACGAUAAGGUGGCUCAAGCAAGAUUAUGCUGUUGAAUUCCCUCAUGAUUUGAGGCCUCCUUUGCAUAUGCCCAUUGUUUAUGGACCGGUGCGCGUUACAAUACACUCUAAUGCUGCUUCCCUUCUCUCCACAUCAUCUAUGUGCCAACUAUGUGGGCUUGAUUUUAAAACAUGCUCUUUCUACUUGGAGUAUAGAAAUCGUUUAUUGUCUUAUGCUUGCCUUUUUUUAUUUAAGUCAGAAACUCCUCUCAGAUGCCCAAAUAAUUGCUCUAAUGGCUCGUGGCAUGUCGUUUGCUUGGGGAGACAUCUAACUUCCUUGCAUGAGAGGACACUUUCAAAUGGAUCAAAUUCCUGCAAACCUCAAACUCCUGAUCCGUCAGCUUCUGGAUCUAUGCCAAUUCUUCUGCCAUUGACUGGAAACUGUCCGUCGUGCAAUGCCGCUGAUCUCUUUUGGCCUGCUCUCAUUUCGCAUUACUCAAAAUUCGCUUAA
Molecule: messenger RNA, 525 nt
Organism: Protopolystoma xenopodis
Lineage: Eukaryota; Metazoa; Platyhelminthes; Monogenea; Polystomatidea; Polystomatidae
Source: the annotation of a GenBank genome assembly